AGAUGGCGGCCGUGGCAGCGACUUUUUUUGUUUGUGCCACUGCCGCCACAAGCCCCCCCCCUCACACAACUGAGGUCGCAGCUGUCGCGGCGGGGUCGCUCGCGUGACGGCAGCCUCUCUCUCUCAUCGUCUCCACCUGGCUAGAGAGUAUCAUUAUCAUCGAUAACGGCGAGCGAUCGUCGUUAAGGUCCACUACGGGUGGGGUUUUGUUGCCGUCUAGGUCUGCUUGCUGCUGGAGCUGUGAUCGCAAUGCUACGCGCGUGGUUGAGCGCGCGAGUCGCGUCUCGCCACGUGAGAUGGAGAGGGGAGCCCAAGCGUUGCGUUUGCGCCCGUGCUAAACUCUCAUCCUCUGGUGGCGGGGGAUCUGGAUGGGGAUCCGGAUCACACUCGGGAUCGGGAUGGGGCUGGUGGGGCUCGGGGUGGAGCGCCGGGUGGUGUAGCAUAGGGUGGUGGUCAUGGCUGCGGACCCGUUCGUUGGGAGCCAUGGCGACGGUGCUGUUCAGCUGGGAGAGGAACAGCGUUGGAGACGAUGAGAUCACGCGGUGUGUGGUUGACCUGCAGACAGUGGAGCGACUUUCAGCAUUGCCAGGGUCCGACGCGGAUAAUGAGGGCGACGAUCACAUGACCUUGCCCGGCUGGGAGCUCGUGACACAGAGACCCGGGUUUACACUGUGGAGACGACCGCUCAGCACGACCCACACUCAGCUGUAUCAGUACAGAGUGUACGGGACUUACACAGACAUCUCACCUCAGCAAUUUUUAAAUGUGCAGCUGGACAUCGAGUAUAGGAAGAGAUGGGAUCAGCUGGUCAUCAGACUCGACCUCAUCGAUCACGACGAAUCCACGGGGUCAGAGGUCAUCCACUGGGUCACGCACUUCCCGUACCCCCUGUACGCACGUGAUUACGUCUACGUACGUCGCCACUGGCUUGAUGAAAAGAACAACAUCAUGGUGCUCGUGUCGAGGUCGGUGGAUCACCCUGACAUGCCAGAGUCUUCCAAAUUCGUGCGCGUGCGGUCAUACCAUUCCCAGAUGGUCGUACGCGCGCACAGCUCCUUCCAGGAGAGAGGAUUUGACUACUUGCUCACGUACCAGGACGACCCGCAGACCGUGUUUCCCCGUUCCUGCAUCAGCUGGAUGGUGUCGAGUGGCAUGCCGGACUUCCUGGAGAAGCUGCACCUGGCGGCGCUCAAGUCGCAGGACCACGGCGUCCGGGUGUCUGACGCGGCCACCACCCCCCCCCACCCGGAGCCCAGUGGCCACCCCAACGGCAGCGUUUACGCGUGACCCCUGACCCCCGGGAGAGAAGGGGGUAGUGAGGAGGUUGGUUUGAUAAAUUUAGAUUGUUUUUCACCCGCUGAGUUUUCUUUUUUCGGGAAUGAGUUUUGGCCCAUUUUGGGGUAAUUAAAUUUUGUAAAUAGUGACACGGAUCGGAGAGACACAUGGAGGAACACGGUGCCAUGUGGAGGGGCUCCACUCCAUUAAAAUAGCAUGUAGAGCCACAGCCAACGCCCUCCCACAUAGAGCUACCACCAUAGCCUCUGCUUGAUGUCACGUGGAGCCACCUUCACAGCCUUCACUCCCACAUAGAGCCAACACCACAGCCUCCACUCCAUGUCAAAUGGAGUCAAGACCACAGCUUUCACUGCAUAUCACAUUGAGCCACCUUCACAGCAUACAUGCACCGCAAGAGCAAAUAAAUUAGGAGAGCUCACAGUCAAAAUAAAAAAUCCUAAAUGUACAGGGUGUCAAUUUGAAGACAAUGGUCGGGUAUAUAUACGUACCAAGUGGCUUAUGGAAUAAGCUGAUGGUUUGACACUCGAACAAAACUAAACUCAGCAUCACCACCGUCCCAGUGUGGAUGGAGAAGUCAGCUCGUCCAUGUAGGUCCGACACCACCAUGGUUUUUCAUGGGCAUAUCUCUGUUAUGAAGGAUGGACACGUGAUUUCUAUCUGAAUUACUAAUCCAAGCGAUUUAUGCUUAAAUGGGCAUUGAGGCAUUGGUGCUCUUCUAUUAACAGCUCUGAGCCACAUUACUAUGGUGGGGACGAGUCUAUCCAUAGCACAACCGCUGUGGACUUCCCUCCUCCCCUUACUGGUUACUCAUUUUAUCAACCCCGGAGAUAAAUAAACCAGGCACAGAGUCACUGACCCCUGGACGAGUGAGGAGCGGAUGAUAAUGAUGAUAGAACCAGUGCACGGGUAAAAAUAUAUAUAUUUUUUUCCUCAAGCCCGGUUAAUCUGCAGCCCACAUCAUCCGUCCACAGAUAGAUAAACAAGAGCUAGCUGUGCUUUGUGGUUGAUAACAAGCAUUGGAACUGUCAAUUGUGGCAGGAGACUAUCGGGGCUGUACACUGCUGAUGAUCCUAACCACGGUGGAACAGCUGGCGGUGACAUUUCAGUCACCAAUUGGCUUUGUCUAUUAGACCAGGCUGGUGUGCGUAUGCAUAGAGCCUUGGUGGUGCUUGCAUGGUAUUGUGGGUAUUACUCAUAAUACUUAAAAAAUAAUAUAGCAGGAUAAUUAAAUUGGAGGUUAUGAAUAUAACUUGCUAAAAACAUUGUUGUAGAUGUAAUAAAGAGGAGAACGUACAGGAGGGAGGCACAUGUGCAGGGUUGGUACACGUGCGCAGGGUGGGGCACGUGCGCAGGGUGGGGCACGUGCGCAGGGUGGGGCACGUGUGCAGGGUUGGGGAGGGCAGUCACCCCGAGAGGGGCAUUGGAGUGGCACCCAGAGGUCGGCGACCAAGGUAAAGACCGCAAGGCAGAUGGUGGUGGUGCUUGCAGUGAUGACACUGAAAUAGCUGUGGGAUCUAGCAGACGGGACGGCUGAUACAGCCGCUUGUGCUAAUGGUUGCUGAUGUGUGAACACGUGUCUGCACGGUUUGACUUGUGUUAAUGUAUUAUUUAAUCUUUAAAAAAAUAAUUUGGCUUGGCCAUAUUCAACUUGGGCUAUUGGAGGUCACAUUGUGAGAUGUAUGAACUUCCAUGUUUUGGAACGCUUACAGAAAAGCAGUGCCCUGACUUGUGUUGGGAUGGUCCCAGAAGGUGAUAUCGCAGAACUACAUCUGAAGUCACGCCAAGAGGCCUUCUUAUCCACACUUUUUAUAUGUCUGGCAAGUAAUGUUUGUCGCAUGUCAAAGCCAACUUUUUUAUCUCGCAGCUGUAUUUUAGCCAAAUUAUAAAAAAAAAAACUCAAUAUGGAGGUGGGGGGAGGUGUUCGUGCAGUGAUUGGUGACUAUGUUGAGACCAUCAACUUGUUACAUUUGAAAACCCAGUUUAAUCAAAUCAGUCUACGCGAGUCAUUGGGUCUCAAAGCUUAUAUGAUCUCUAUUUGAGUCCAUGGGUCUCUGUCAGAUGUAGGUGGCCAUGCUGAGACAACCGACUUGCUACACUUGAGAACGCAUUUCAAUCACAAUUGGGCGGUUAAAACCAGGAUUCAAAACCAGGAUCUCGGCGUUGCUGGCAUUGUGUUUCCGACAGGAAUUACGAACCCGCUGAGCCACCUAUCCACUACUCCCCUUGUGUGUUUGAUAAAAAUAUCCGUGCGGUAAAAUGGAUUGCUGCUGUUUCAGGCAGGGAGCCGACUUCCGCUUGAGGUUAAAUUAAUUUGAAAUGCAAUUAUGUGAUUAGCAUGCAUUGAUUAAUAUAUUACCUGCAAAAUUGAUGCAGGUGUUUAUAUGAGAAACGCUCGUGUUUGGUCAACUUUACAUGCUUUUUGUCGCGAGCGUCGGGUAUUUUUCGGGCCAAUGUUGGGUUAACUGCUCAAGUUUAUCUGGUGGGUUAGUAUGAGAGAUAUGAGUUAGGGGUUAGUGCGAAGUAGGGUGCCUCUGUGUUUAGGUCUGUGUUAGUAUUGGGGUUAAUGUUACUAUUAGGGUUAUAAGUUACUAUUUAGAGGUUAGGGUUAAAUUUAUGAGUUUAUCUUUGCGUUAGAAUUUCCAUUAGGAGUUAGGGUGAGUGUUAUUGUAAGGGUCAGAGUUAGUAUUAAGAUUGGUACUAUGCAUGAAUUAGACCUUUAGGCCGAUCAUAUCAGCUUGAGUUUGAGAUGGAGCUAUAUAGUUAGGUAUCCAUGUUAGGGGCUAUCAUCACUGUUUGGGUUGGAGUUGAGCGUUAACUUUAGGUUUGGACUCAAAUCCAAACCCAUAUUUGAUCAAAAUAAAAUCCCUUAACUAUCCGUGCACAGCCGCUAUCGGUUGCGAUGCCACAGUGAACCCUCCAUAAAGACUCGAAUAUUUUACACUGUAGGGUCGCGGAUUUUGCUUCGGGUUAUAUCUUUGCACUAUUGUGGCGUGUAGCGUUGAUUAAACAACUAAGGUGGUUUGCA
Molecule: messenger RNA, 4321 nt
Organism: Petromyzon marinus (sea lamprey)
Lineage: Eukaryota; Metazoa; Chordata; Hyperoartia; Petromyzontiformes; Petromyzontidae
Gene: STARD7
Product: StAR related lipid transfer domain containing 7
Molecular function (GO): lipid binding
Source: RefSeq, a predicted model, not a curated record